GGCUGCUGGCUGGCCGCUCAUGCAGGGCCGCUUUGGAGUCAACGUCGCACUCGAUUCUUUGGCUUUUGCUGUUUGUAUUAUGACAAGGUCUUGACGCGCUGCAGUAGGACGCCUAAACGCUCCUCACUUUAGCUGUGAUGAAAAAUAUGCGCAGCAGCAGCAGCGCGUAGCGAAGUGGAGCAAGCCUAUUUGAAAUCUCCAUUUGAAGCCUUUUCGAAGUGCGGUCUGCCUUUAUUUAGGUUGGUGCGAUGAGAUACAACAUCAGCUUUCUGCUCUCAAAUGCCGACUGGUUUGCAAAAAAAAAAAAAAAGUUCCUGCAUAACACUCGAGCAUAUUUGAAGCGCGUCAGGAUCACUUUGGAGAGCAGGAGCUCUCACGUACUUGUGAACGACUCACUUAGCACUUAGAAUUGCGCAAGUUUUUUUUUCUUAUUUUCUUUUUUUUCAUUCCUUGCAUUUUAGAUAUAUAGUUGAUAUUUUAUGUCCACCAAUUUGUUCAAACAUGCAACGCAACACACACACACACACACACACACACACACACACACACGCACGCACGCACGCACACACAAAUUGUACAAACUUCAAAAACAUUGCACAAACUUCAAAAACAUUCCGCAUCAUUCAUUCACACUAGUCAAACUGAUGUCAAGUAUUUUUUUUCUAAACUUUGACAAUUUUGCCUAUUUUGAGUUCAAAACCAAGUUCAAGCAACCGUGAACUUGGCUUCGUCGUGCAUGCGGCCGCUUAUAGCGAAUGCAAUUGUUUUGGGUUUUUUAAAUACCUCUGUUCUGUCUAUCUUCGAUUGAAUUAAGUUUAGUAAUGCUGCAGUUUUUCUUUAAUUCAUAAAAAUAUGCCCAUUAUUUGCAUCAUUUGUAUAGAAUCUCAAUGAACAAUAGUGCAGUUGAUGCAGCGUUAAUUGUGAAGGCUGCAAGUGGAGUUUGUGGGGCUGGCUGUGCAAGUUGCGUGCGAAUGUUUGUGCGUGUUGGGCACUUUCAUGUUAAUGAUAGUGCAAACUAUUUCAAGCAAAGUCAUAACUGCUCUUUUCUUUCUUUUUGAUUUUCUUUGUUGCUGCUGUUGUUGUUGUUUUUUAAUUCAAGAUGCCCCGAUCUUUUGUAGAGAAGUGACUCCACAAAUCAACUAAUUAGCGCAGACGGAAACUCUCAGUUACGUGUCCCCUGUUAUCCUGUAAAAAUCAUAUAAAAGAAUUGCGAGAAGGGUAACAAUCCCACCAGAGUUAGUCAGUGGGCUUUAUUGGAGCGAUCUGUUAAACUUGUUCAUGUGAGGUGUGCUAUAGAAUAUACGCUCUUAAAGUAACCUUAUAGAGCCACCCCCGCCCCCCCCACACACACACACAUUUUUUUUUUCAACAGAGCCACUGGCUUCAACCUGCUGACCCUCUCUUACUGUAAAUACGGCAAUGAGCAUCAGUCCUUUCUUUAAAACAAGCUUGUAAAGUUGGGACAUCACGCCUUUAUGUGACAAGGAAUUCAACCAUAAUUUGGUACAAGAUGCCACAUGCAAACCCUCCUCGAAAGUGGGUGGGGGACAGUGUUUUCAUGAGAUAGACAGAGCGUUUAACAAAAAAUAAAAACUUUUGCCAGCUUGUAAAAAUAUUAAACGAGAACACGGCCAACUCCUUUAGUGAAGUGGUUUUAAGAAAAGACAAAAAAAGCAGCACUGGGUACUUUUGGUCUCAUGACUCAAGUCAAGAAAGAAACAAGCUUGUGGAAUUUUAUAAAAAGCUUUAUGGUAUUUUCAAAAAGCAUAUAAAGCUGAGCUAUAGAGACGUGAAUGUUUUGUUUUGCCUGAGCCCGAGCGAGUGGGUGGGACCCCGUGGAGCAGAAGUUGGCCUAGACACGUGGUCUCAGGCUGACCAAUCAGGCGCCCCCCCAGGUUUAACUAUGUUAAAUGUCAGAUUGCAAUAAACUAGAAGCUGUUGGUCGGGCCCGCGGAAAUGGGCGAGCAUAAUCUCCUUAAUCCGGGCUUUGUGGGACCUUUGGUAAACAUCCACACUGGAGACACCUUUUAUUUCCCCAAUUUUCGAGCCUCGGGGGGACAACUGGCGGGGCUACCGUCUCUCUCCUACCCCAGGAGGGACAACGUUUGCUCCCUCCCGUGGAAUCCUUCGGAGCCGUGCAAUGGAUACUCCCAGUCCUACUUCAGCAGCCCCGUCUCUAUUAACCCCUCGUUCAACCGCUCGUGUGAGAUCAGCAGAGCGGAGGAGGCCAAGUGUUACUACGGCAACGGCGCCAGGGAGGCGUGCGGCGGCGGAAGCGGCGGCGGCAGUGGAAGCUCGGGCUCGGGCUCAGGUGGCCUCAAGCGGGAGGACAGGGCGAGGGACACAACCUCCUCAUCCCUAACAUCAGAGCACGGGAUGCACGCCGGGAUUGGCGCCGCCGCCGCAGUGGCGGCGGCCGCCUUCGCCAAAUACGAGUACGGCAACGAGCAGCUGACGCAGGACCCUCCGUCCUGCCAGUCCAUGGAGUCCGACUCCAGCUCGUCCCUGCUCAACGAGAGCAGCAAGCCCCCAUCCGGCGACACGCAGAGCCUGGUGUCCCCGGCAAGCCACGCCAACAACAUAGCCGCGGGCGGAGGUGCCCCGUGGUACCCGAUGCACACGCGGACCAGGAAGAAGCGCAAACCUUACUCCAAACUUCAGCUGGCCGAGCUGGAGGGCGAAUUCAUGCUGAACGAGUUCAUCACCAGACAGCGGCGGAGGGAGCUCUCCGACCGGCUCAACCUCAGCGACCAGCAGGUGAAGAUCUGGUUCCAGAACCGCAGGAUGAAGAAGAAGAGACUCAUGCUGAGGGAACAAGCUCUGGCCUACUUUUAGUGCUGACGCGGCUGCAGAAGGUGAAUCAGCGAGACGCUAAAGAAAGAAAGAAAGAAAGAAAGAAAGAAAGAAAGAAAGAAAGAAAGAAAGAAAGAAAGAAAGAAAAACGCAAAACAAAAAGUAGCCCAAUCUUCUGUGCUCACGUGGUUUUCAAGUGCAUGCACGGCCUCUUCUUCAUCUUUCCAAGGAAGUUCUGUUCGCCAGCCCCAUUUCCUGCUGUUUUCGAGCCAGUGUAUGAAAUUCAAUCAUUGCUGUCGUCGCACAAAUUUGGGGAGCUUCAGUCAAGUCGACUCCCCAAUUUGAGGGAAACGCAACGAGCCAAAUUUCACAUAACACCCUCAAUGGUCUUUUUGCCCGCGCUUGCGUGUGAAUGAACGAAAACAGGCAGGGCCUCUUUCGAAAAACCUUCCAAAACAAAGCUAGACAUUCAAAAGGACCGCCAGGACUCAAGUGGUUGAAUCUACGCAUCAAUCCACUAAUGUGAUUAAAUAGCAGGGAGGGAGGAGGGGGGGGGGGAGUCUUGCCCUCCGCGCAUACACACGCACGCACGGACACAAUAUAGUAUAAUUUGGGCCACGCGUUGUGGACACGUUCACGGUCACGGGCAGGAAGUGUGCAAGUGUGCAGGAGGAGAGCCACGCAGUACGUCAAGUCCAACAAAUAAAGGCAGGUUCACCGUCUUUAUUUUUCGUGUGCAAUGAUUGCGCCCAUCUGCUGUCAUUGUACUGCUUCCUACCUAUGGAGAAGUGCUGCACGCAUUUAAAAAAAGAAGGGGAAAAAAUAAUAUUUUAGUUGACAGCAUAUAAUUGUUAAGUGAAAAACUUAGUGUCCGUAUUUUAAACAAUCGACAUAUUGAUGCAUUUAAGGCCUGAUGGUGUAAUUUCAGCAGGCGAUUUUCCCUCCUCCAGGCCUUAAACAGGAUUUCAGAUUUUCAGAUUUUUUUUGGUGCUCGUGAUGAAUAGAUAUCUUACGGAUAAUCAUACCAGCACUAUUAAUAAUAAUGAGAGCAAUCGUCCAUAAGAAGUAUUCGCGUGUGCGGAUGCGGUCGAACGAGUAACGGGUGUAGCCGUGAGCAGUGUAUUUGCAGCAUGACAUUACUGUGAAAGUACUCCAGGUCGGGCCACUUUUCAUGUAGGUGACGCGUUUGUCUUCUGAAUUAUCUGUGUGUGUAUUUUUUAUUUUUCUCCCUGUCCACUUUCCGAGGCGACCCCGCGUUGAGACCGCGGGAAUGCUUGUUGGCGUUGUUCUUUGAGGAGGGACGUGCGGGCGCUGCGCGGCCGCCCUCGACGUCCUCCUGCGACCUCCUACUCGUGUAUAACUUUGUCCUGCAAUGUCAUGACACAUGUUACUCGAUUGUGUGGAUCCCCGUUCCACGCCGUGUAUUGGUGCUUUAUGUUUUGAAUCGUCUUGAACAACGAAUACUGUCGCAUUCCGUGAAGCAUAUUUGUGGUCGUGCAGCGGGAGUUGGAAAUGUGCUCGGCCUCUUCUAUUAUGAUAUAAAUAUAUACUGGCACAUAUUUGAUAUGGACAAAAGGGGUCCCCCAAAAUGUUCCGUGUUAGUAGCUGUUUGUUCUGGUGGUUACUUUGAUUUGGGCCCUCGUUUGCAUUGCUUUCUUUGCGCUUGUAAGGAUUGCUCCAUUGUCUUGUAUAGUCAUGAUAUGAAUGUAUAUGCGUACGGUCUUCAAUAAACAGAAUAUUGCAACGUC
Molecule: messenger RNA, 4541 nt
Organism: Hippocampus comes (tiger tail seahorse)
Lineage: Eukaryota; Metazoa; Chordata; Actinopteri; Syngnathiformes; Syngnathidae
Gene: hoxc12a
Product: homeobox C12a
Exons: 2
Coding region: 1957-2835 (292 amino acids)
Biological process (GO): regulation of DNA-templated transcription
Molecular function (GO): DNA-binding transcription factor activity, RNA polymerase II-specific; sequence-specific double-stranded DNA binding
Source: RefSeq, a predicted model, not a curated record